AUGUGCAUCAAGCACGUCCAGUUCUACGAGUGCCCCUCCGAGUUCAGCCAGGACCCGCCCAGGAAACACCGCGUCAAGGCCAACGUCCUCUGCUCCAACGUCUUCCCGUGCCCGGAGCAGCAAUGGGAGAAGCGCCUCAGCCGGUACGACUUCAUGUGCCCGGGCUGCUCGGGCGAGUCCCCCGCCGUGCCGCGGAACACUCCCGUCAGCGACGAGUGGACCCGCAACGAGCUGCAAGACGAGGCCUGGGUCCACGGCUACCUGUCCGAAUACUGCAACUCGGUUCUCCUGUGGAUCCGGGGCCAGUGGAACACGGACGACGUCUCCGCGACGGGGAUGGCCGAAUCGUGGUUCAGCGCCUUCUUCAUGGAGCGCCGGUGCAAGGAGAACGACCACCGCGUCGGGGAGUGCCGGUGCGAGGCCAACGGGCCGCUGGCCUACUUUUACAAUCCAACCACGGCGGCCCGCCGUCGCCUGACAGACGUUGCGGCGGAAAAGUUUGAGAACGACGCGCGCGUGCAGAGCCGCACGAUGCAAAAUGUCUUCACUAACCGUUACAUUGCCCUCUCGGCCCUGUGCCGCGAGCAGAACCUCUGCUUCACGGACGGCAUCUCCCGGCAGCCCUUCUUCUCGGAAAGGGCCAUUGGGCGGCGGCGCAGGAUACUCCAGAAGAGCUUGGAAGACGCCUCAAAGACGGCAGACAGGCUGGUACUGGAGAACGCCGAGGCGGCCGGUUCGGGCAGCGGAUGGACCGCUGCGCAUACCCUGGAGACGACCCACGUGUCGAGACGCGCCAGCCUCGUCCAGUUCAUGGGCGAGGUGUUGUUGUACGACACUGGCAUUUCCAACAGCCGCUUCAGUCUCGCCGUGUCGUGGCUAGCCCACAUCAUCCAGGUGCCGGCGUGGCGCACCCCGUCCAACAUUGCGGCCCUGGAAAAGCUUGCUCGGAUUGCCAACGCAACCGACCAGGCCUCGGUGCCCAACAAGCCGUUCGUGGGCCUCGUCCAGCUCGCUCAAAAGUACUACUUUGACAAGCGCGUGGAGUGGAACGCACACGUGAUGAAGUACAAGGCGCGGCGGACCUUGUUCGAUGCCGUGACGCGGCCCGUCAAAGCCGAGAGGGACCUGAGGGACUCGCAAGGCCGGGCCAGCUGCUCCAUCUGCAAAGAGGGGUAUUACGCGUCGCCCGCCAACAUGACGGAGCACUCGCACCCGGGCGUCGACAUGCCUGACCAGGGGGAGCCGGCGUGGCAGAUGAGGGGCUGCCGGUGUGUCUUUGGGCGGCGCUGCCUGUUCAAGUGGAUCACGGACACGAGCACGGCGGCCAUGGAGUGUGAAUGCCCUGGCUGCGGCAGGCAAAUCUCGUCUCAAGAGUAUCAGCUGGUGGAAGCUAGCACGGGAUAUUCGAUCAGGGGCGAUCCUCCGGGUGACUUGUAG
Molecule: messenger RNA, 1437 nt
Organism: Colletotrichum spaethianum
Lineage: Eukaryota; Fungi; Ascomycota; Sordariomycetes; Glomerellales; Glomerellaceae
Exons: 1
Coding region: 1-1437 (478 amino acids)
Source: RefSeq, a predicted model, not a curated record